AUGAGUCGACGACGUGUCGACACCCGGAGUUCCCUGGGGCCUGAUGAUGAGGUCAUGCCAUACAGUGACGAUGAGACAGAUGACGAAUUGGAAGAAGAAAGCUCUGAAGGGGAAGAAGAGGCACCAGAAAGAGCACCGCAACCCCAAGUGGAGACCAGACCCACUGACGUCACCUGGAAAGUGAAAGCCAAUGACCGACCCUAUCACCAGCUGCCAGAGUUUAAGAAAAAAGUCUUUCUGUGUAUAAAGAAGAGCAAAUACUCUGGAAAUGCCAUUAAGACAUACAAGUACAAUGUCUUGACCUUUCUGCCCCUGAAUCUGUAUGAGCAGUUUAAGAGAGUUGCCAAUAUCUACUUUCUGGCUCUGCUCAUCCUACAGAUUAUUCCAGAGAUUUCUACUCUGCCCUGGUAUACUACUCUGAUUCCCCUGGUCAUCGUGCUUGGAAUCACUGCUAUCAAAGAUCUGGUGGACGAUCUGGCACGCCACAGGAUGGACAACGAGAUCAACAACAGGAAGUGUGAGGUUCUACUAAAUGGCAGGUUUCAAGAGGCCAAGUGGAGGGAAAUCCAGGUUGGAGAUGUGGUUCGUCUCAAGAAAAAUGACUUUAUUCCGGCUGACCUCCUGCUGUUAUCCAGCUCCAACCCAAACAGCCUGUGUUAUGUUGAAACAGCUGAACUCGACGGCGAAACCAACCUCAAGUUUAGGAUGGGACUUCGAGUGACUGAUGAAAGACUUCAGGAGGAUCAUCAGCUCGCUGACUUUAAUGCCCUGAUCGAGUGCGAGGAGCCAAACAACCGUCUCGACAAGUUUACGGGGAUGAUGCUGUGGGACAGUGAGCGCUACCCUUUGGAACUGGAUAACAUGCUGCUCCGAGGUUGCAAGAUAAGAAACACUGACUGGUGUCAUGGGCUGGUCAUCUUUGCAGGAGGUGAUACCAAAAUCAUGAAAAAUGGUGGCAAGACGAGGUUCAAGAGGACCAAAAUUGAUGAACUGAUGAACUACAUGGUUUACACAAUCUUUGCACUGCUCAUCCUGGUGUCUGCGGGUUUGGCUAUUGGUCACACAUACUGGUAUGAGGCUAUCGGCACUAAGGCCUGGUAUCUGUUCGAUGGCAAAGAUCAGACCCCCGGCUACAGAGGCUUCCUUAGCUUCUGGGGAUACAUCAUCGUUCUCAACACCAUGGUGCCCAUUUCACUCUAUGUCAGCGUGGAGGUGAUUCGCUUGGGCCAGAGUAAGUUCAUCAACUGGGACCUGCAGAUGUAUUUUGCAGAAAAAGACACCCCAGCUAAGGCUCGGACCACCACCCUGAAUGAGCAACUGGGUCAGAUCCAGUACGUCUUCUCCGACAAAACAGGAACUCUGACGCAGAAUAUCAUGCAGUUCAAGAAGUGCACCAUCGCUGGACGCAGUUAUGGUACUGAGGAGAAAAUGGAAAGUGGUCCUUUUUAUUCUAAAAUACAACCGGUGGACUGGAGCUGGAACCGCUACGCUGAUAAGAAGUUCCAGUUCAUGGAUCAUUCCCUGGUUGCCCAUGUCCGAUCCAAGAAGGAUAAAGAUGCCAUGGAGUUCUUCAAACUGCUCUCCCUCUGCCACACCGUCAUGGUGGAGCACAAAGACGGUGAUCUCGUAUACCAGGCAGCGUCUCCUGAUGAGGGCGCCCUGGUCACAGCUGCCAGGAACUUUGGUUACGUGUUUCUGUCUCGUACGCAGGACACCAUGACCAUCAGAGAGAUGGAUCAGGAGAUGACCUACGAAAUGUUGGCGCUUCUCGACUUCAACUCUGACCGCAAGCGCAUGUCUAUCAUCUUGAAGUUUCCCGAUGGCCGUAUUCGUCUCUACUGUAAAGGAGCAGACACUGUCAUUUACGAGCGUCUCUCCCCCAGCUCCAAACAUAAGGAAACCACCCAGACUGCUCUUGAUUUCUUUGCCAACGAGACCUUGCGGACACUGUGCUUGUGUUACAAAGACAUCAGCGCUGAAGAGUUCGAAGCCUGGUCCAGGAGACACAAAGAGGCCCAGGUGACCAUGAAUGACCGCGAAGCUGCCCUGGACGCUGUGUAUGAGCAGAUCGAGAACAACCUGAUGCUAAUUGGAGCAACGGCUAUUGAGGAUAAACUACAGGAUGGAGUUCCAGAAACCAUUGCCAAGCUGGCUAAAGCAGACAUCAAGAUCUGGGUCCUGACUGGAGAUAAGAAAGAAACGGCAGAGAACAUCGGAUAUUCCUGUUCACUUCUGACAGACGACAUGGAGAUCCACUAUGGAGAUGAUGUCAAUGAGAAGCUAACCAGACGUCAGGCCAGCAGAAGGGAUGACCCUCAAGCUUACCGUCGAGGCCAAAAGAAAACGGCCGAACCUUUCUUUCCCGGAUCAAACAAAAAUGCUCUCAUCAUCACUGGAGGAUGGCUGAAUGAAAUUUUGUAUGAAAAGAAGAAGAAACGCCGUCGUCUGCGUCGUCUGCGUCUAAAGAGACGUCAACCUCCAAGCAACCCUCAGGACGGACAGCCGAUGGAUGAUUGGGAGAAAGAGAUGAGACAGAUUGACUUUGUGGAUAUGGCUUGUGAAUGCGAGGCGGUCAUCUGCUGCCGUGUAACACCGAAACAAAAGGCUAAUGUGGUGAGUUUGGUGAAGAAGUACAAGAAGGCUGUGACACUGUCCAUCGGAGACGGAGCCAACGACGUCAAUAUGAUCAAAACUGCAGACAUCGGUGUCGGUAUCAGCGGUCAGGAGGGGAUGCAGGCCGUCAUGUCCAGCGACUACGCCUUUGCUCAGUUCCGUUACCUGCAGCGCCUCCUGCUGGUGCACGGGCGUUGGUCUUACAUCCGAAUGUGCAAGUUCCUGCGUUUCUUCUUCUUCAAGAACUUUGCCUUCACUCUGGUCCACUUCUGGUACUCCUUUUUCAACGGAUACUCCUCACAGAUCACCUUUGAAGACUGGUUUAUCACACUCUACAAUCUGGCUUACAGCAGCUUGCCUGUUCUACUUGUUGGACUUCUUGACCAGGAUGUCAACGACAGACUGAGUUUAAAAUUCCCCAAACUCUACAUUCCCGGUCAGCAGGGGACGUUGUUUAACUACAAAAACUUUUUCAUCAGCUUGUUCCACGGCAUCUUCGUCUCACUCAUCAUCUUCUUCAUACCUUAUGGAGCCUUCCUGCAAACCAUGGGGCAAGACGGAGAAGCCCCCUCAGACUAUCAGUCCUUCGCUGUCGUUGCUGCCUCGUCCUUGAUUUUUAUCGUGAAUCUGCAGAUCUCCUUGGAUACCUCCUACUGGACUUUUGUCAACUGCUUUGCAGUUCUGGGCAGCAUAGCCAUCUACUUUGGGAUUAUGUUUGACAUCCACAGUGCUGGGAUCCAUGUCAUCUUCCCCUCAGUUUUCACCUUCACAGGGGUAGCACCAAAUGCUUUACGUCAGCCGUACCUAUGGUUAACCAUCAUCCUUACUGUGGGCAUCAGCCUUCUGCCUGUCAUCUGCAUCCAGUUUCUCUCUAAAACCAUCUGGCCCUCUGUAGGAGACAAGGUCCAGAGGAACAGAAAGAAAUACGAGAUGGAGCUGAAGGAAGACGACGAUAAGAAAAAGCCAGCGCCCUUCCAGCGAGGCCGGCGUUCCCGGCGAUCUGCAUACGCCUUCUCCCACGCCCAAGGCUACGCUGACCUUAUUGCAUCUGGGCGGAGCUUUCGACGGCGCCCACAGGCACGUGGUGGACCUCAAGAGAGUAUCAGGGAGAUUCCCCGGAGAGAGGCCGAAAAUAUCUGAAGGGGCGGGUCUGAGUCUGAGACGGAGCAAAACUGCAGCAGGGGGAGCUGUAAAUAUUUGGGAGUGCAAGGAGCACUUAGUUAUUCUAUUGCAGUUUAAGAACAUUUUUCCCUAUAAGGUAUUCUGAGCAUGCCAGAAGGGAAUAAAAGAAAAUGAGCUCUCCUGAAGUUUCUUAAAUGAAACUCUGCUAAAUUGUUUUUCGCUCCUGUCUGUGACCUAGACUCCCCGCCUCCAGAUGCACCUCUAUGCACAAACUUUGCUGAAAUACUAAAGCGAAAAAAGCUCACCGAAAACGACCGUCGUUAUGAGGUCUGAGGUCACGCAGCAUCUGUGUGACUGAUAAUGUUAUUUAACUCAGGAUUUUAAAAGAGUCUUAUUUUUAGUCAGUUUAUCCCUGCUAAGUCUUUCUGUACUGUAACACUAAUAUAAUAAUUUUGAUUUUGAGUUUUAGCCUUGUGUCUACAGCACACUUGACAUAUUAGUGUUUUCGUUAAAAGUAUAAGAAUAAUAUUUCAGGUAAUUAAUCUGUACUACAUGAAAUCAGGCUAAAGCAUCGGUUAGUUUGAUUUCCGUCCGUUGAUCUCCAAAGAUUUUCCUUCACAUUAAGCUAGUGGGCUAAAGUUAAACAAGUCAAGAUAUCAUCUUUUUAAUAUUUUAUUCUACAUAAUAGUGGGACGUUACUAUGCUAGGCAAUGCAGGGUGGUCAGAUGUUAUAAAGUGUGUCUUAAUUUAACAGUAAGAUGUGAAUGGUGAUCUUUUCUCCUCUGCAGCAUCAAACCAGGUAUACUUAGAGUAAUCACUAAAUUAAGGUACUUCAUGCUUGAAAUCUUUUAAAUACCUCUUUCCAAGUUGGAUCCUUGUUUUGUUCGGUGCCUUACAUUUAAAAAAAAAAAAAAAAAACUUUCCUCCUCCAACAAUCUUCAGAGCUUACUUCAGAAAUAGAGCAAGGGUUUGUCGGUUUAUCUUCAUUUGAUUAACUCUUACUAGUUUGUACGUUCCUUUCUGUUUUUACAAAUUAUUCCAAGUUAACUUACAUGUUCUUUAGGUUCAAACAGGAGAAUUCUGAGUGUGAGUGCGUAUGUGUGUGUAUGUGUAUGUUUGUUUCAUUUUGUUUACAAUCAACCCAAAGAAAAUGUCUUUUUUUUCCAGUCCUCUAAUCAGGUUUAGAAUAUUGAGGAGCCAAGACUGAUGAUAGUUCCUGUUCUGACUGUUACUGUAUCCUUUUCAUGCUAGUGUUACUGUCUACAGAUGAUGUCUUUUUAUUCCUGAAUGAAUGGAACAGUCGAUCAGGACUGCUGUUAAGUACCAGCAGCAGUAUGGUCUUUGAUGUAUGAUGGUGUUUUAUCAUGUGGUUGUUAAUAAAA
Messenger RNA from Pelmatolapia mariae (spotted tilapia), 5117 nucleotides. It is a transcript of the gene atp8b1, whose product is annotated as ATPase phospholipid transporting 8B1. The coding region runs from base 1 to 3753 and encodes 1250 amino acids. The record is from RefSeq and is a predicted model, not a curated record. Lineage: Eukaryota; Metazoa; Chordata; Actinopteri; Cichliformes; Cichlidae. Gene Ontology annotation, cellular component: plasma membrane; trans-Golgi network. The transcript is spliced from 29 exons. Gene Ontology annotation, molecular function: magnesium ion binding; ATP binding; ATP hydrolysis activity. Gene Ontology annotation, biological process: Golgi organization; phospholipid translocation.